UUUGUUGCGGACGAAACAGUGUUGACAAACAUUUGGUGACGAAAAUGAUUGGAAAACAAUAGACAAGUUGAAAAAUAGCCACAAAAAUGCCAGAAAAUGCGGCCACGUCGGUGCCCACAGAGGCUGGCUUCCGCAACUUGCGGAGCCAACUGGCGGGCAGCACGUUUGGCCAACGGCGCGAGGACAUCUUUCGUCGUGUCCAAGAAAGUGCGCAUCGUAUCUCACUGAAGUUCAGCGGUAAAGAACUGGCCACGGAGCGUGAUGAGUCUGUGCAGGAGCUGUGCGAUUCCCUCGAGGAGCUGCUGUCCUAUGGACUGAGACAAUCGGCCAGUUCCUCCUCCUUCAGCGCUGCCAAUUUCAUCCAGAACAUGCAGGAGAUAGUGUCCGGAAGUGCUAGUGGGGGCAGCAACAACAAUGACGCCACUUUCUGGGAAUUCUGCCAGUCGCAUUUGACGCCCCACGAAAGGCAGCGGUACAUGGACCUUAGGCACAUCUGGACUAAUGUGGGUAGAGGACGUGCCUUCAUACGCUCCACGCUGAACGAGAGGCGCUUGCAUAGCCAUGUGCUCACCUGGCUAAGCGACGAGGAGCAACUGCAUCGCUUUUACACACCCUGGUCGCUGCUGCUCAACGAUGAGGCGGCAAAGAAGCUGCCGGAGAUCCUAGAUUCACUCAGGGAUGUUUUGUUCGCCCUUAAUGUGGACACCACGGAGCUAAAUGCUCCCAGACGGACGGCAGCUACUACCGUCGAAGAAGAACCCAUUAUAAUUGCUCCCAGUCCAGUACCUGUGAUAGGGCUCAAUAAAAAUCGACCUGGAUUUGCCGUGGAGCGGCCCAUUGAGGGCGCCACCUCCACAGAAGAUUUACUGAGUGCACUGACCCCCGUCCAGCCGGUGGAGAUGGAACAACUACUCUCCAAGAAUGCAAUAGAACAGGAGUUAGUUGAGUCUGUCGAGGAAGUCAGUGUGGGUCCGUUUGAUCCCAUUGGUCCAGAGUUGGAGUUUCUAAAGACGCCGUUGCCUGAGAUUAGUCCACAGGUCCCAGAACCAGAUCUGUACGAAGACCGCAGCGAUACUUCCUCGCAAUGGAGCAAGUCCUCCUCCUCUGCAAACUGUGUGGCCAACAGCCAGCAGCAGGCAGCGCUGGAGGAGCAGGUGAAUCAGCUUAACGAAAGAUGCGCUCUCCUGGAAACCCGCGUGGCGGAGCUGAAUCUGCAGAACCGCCUACUCAUCCGAAGGCUGACAAAACAGUUUGAGGAGACCGGCAUUGAUCCCAGCUCAUCGCUCUGCUCCAACUUCCUGAUAACCAUUCCGCAAGUAAAACUUGCCAAGACGCAGCGAACUGGUUCCCACUACACCUAUGAGGUUCACAUCACGAUGCGGCAACGUUUGGAGCACUGGUCGUUUUUCAGGCGAUACAGCGAGUUCAACAAGCUGCAUAAGACCCUGCUGAAGACACAUCCGGUGGUCAGCGCCGUGGAGUUCCCGCCAAAGAAACAUUUUGGCAACAUGAACAUGGUCUUUGUGGAGGAAAGGCGCCAGCAGCUGCAGAUAUAUCUGCUUAAUCUCGUCGAAAUCCUGCCUCAGGUGGAGAUUUGCAAGACCAAGGCGGAGCUGCAGAAGGUCUUUCCCUUUUUUAGAGAUCGGUAGCCAUCUUUAAGAGACAUACGCUAUUAUAACACAACAUAGAGCGCUCGAAAAUAAGUAUUCUCCCUUCUGACAUAUUUCGUAAUACAGAUCUUUACUUAUAUGUGUAAAAACGGAGUUGGUCCAUGUGCUGUAAUAAUUGAUAUUAAAUAAAAAUAAGACUUUUUCAUCCAAA
Molecule: messenger RNA, 1821 nt
Organism: Drosophila biarmipes
Lineage: Eukaryota; Metazoa; Arthropoda; Insecta; Diptera; Drosophilidae
Product: sorting nexin-29
Exons: 1
Coding region: 87-1649 (520 amino acids)
Molecular function (GO): phosphatidylinositol binding
Source: RefSeq, a predicted model, not a curated record